Molecule: messenger RNA, 8829 nt
Organism: Lingula anatina
Lineage: Eukaryota; Metazoa; Brachiopoda; Lingulata; Lingulida; Lingulidae
Product: BCL11 transcription factor A-like
Biological process (GO): regulation of transcription by RNA polymerase II
Cellular component (GO): nucleus
Molecular function (GO): DNA-binding transcription factor activity; RNA polymerase II cis-regulatory region sequence-specific DNA binding
Source: RefSeq, a predicted model, not a curated record
GUGUGUGUGUUUGUGUGUGUUAGUGCCCUUUAAGGAUGACCCUUUGCGUGUGUGUGUGUGUUUGUGUGUGUGUGUAUGUGUGUGUUAGUGCCCUCUAAGGAUGACUCUUUGCUUCUGUGACCUGUUAGAACAGAAUAUCGGUUUUCAUACCUGCAUUGUGUGUCAAUAGAAAUAAUAUCUGAUUCAGUCAUUUACUGCUGGUUAUUGAUGCUUUAAAUAAAACAUGAAGCUUGUUUUUUUAUUUUAAACUUUAAAAAAAAGAUAAAAUGACUUAUUUAAAUGUGCUGAGUUGUGUAUGACAACUGAAAAACUGCAAAAUAUUCUUUGAACGGAUUGAUGUCCAAUAAGAGACUUAACCAGAAUAUGGCUGCUAAAGGUGAAAGUGUCAGGUGUCUGGACUGUUGUUCCACACUGUCGGAUUAGCAGUCGUAAUCAAGAAAGUGAACUGGGGACAGCUUGAUCCAGUGAUCUCAUUACGUCUUUUGUUACAUGCAGGGAGUGAGAAUAUCUCCUCCAAGUUAUAGUUCAGCAAUGUAGUUCAAAAAUAGUUCAAGCAAGGUGACUGAGAAAAAGUAACUUCUAGUGUUUUAGCAAGGUAAUACUGAAUGUUGACGGUUUUCAUGAGUGUAAUUGCGUUUAUUGUUGGUUGGGGCAAUUUGGUUUUCAAACAGGUGUCCGUUACACAAUAUUUCCACUCUCUGUCUCUAUUUAAUAAUUUGGAAGUUUCUUUUUAAGGGGUAAAGCUGAAUUAGUUUUUGGCAGUUCAUGCUAAAUUUUUCUCAGAAAUUUGGUUCCCAAAGAAAAACAUUAAUUAGCCAAGGAUUAUCCACAUACUAGUUAAUAAAGAGAUGCUUUUUAACUUUUCCCACUGCUUUUUUUCAACACCAUCUCUGUCUGCUUUUUGCCAUGCUCUUAUAGAGCUCCCCCCUCCCCCCCGAAUCCCAAACAGGCACAUGUAAACUGUCCCCUCGCCAUGUAGAUUUUUAUGCCUCACAAUAUGUAGUUGUAGUCCUGACCUCCUGUGUACACCGAGUCCAUGGUGAAUCACUUUGUGUUAGCCUUCCAUUAAGGAAAUGACCCACAUGUACAAAGUGAAUAAAUCAGACGUCAAAUGGCAGGUUGAAUAAAGAUCUUAAAAAGAGAGAGACGAACAGUGUAAUUACCAGGAUACUGAGGACUAUCAAUGGCCGCCAUUCAGCAGACGACUUAAAAGAAACGAUUUUGCUGCGGUCUUUUUAUGUCCAUUUAUGAAAAGUUCAGUCAUUUUUAAAAAAGAAUGAAAAAGCUUAAAUUUCUUCAACUGAAAAACCUACGAUGUUUUAUAUAUUUAAAAGAAGUAUGAAGAUUAAAAUCAAAUUGGGUUUGAAACACUAGCAUAGCCUAGAGAGUGGUUGAUUUGAAAGGGAAGCAGUACUGUAAACAUAAGAAUUAAGUUGACCAUGUCCAAAACAAUAUACUGUUAACAUAUCAAAUUAAAGUGACCAGGUCCAAUACGAUACUGUUAGAUAUAAGAAUUAAGUUGACCAUGUCCUAUUCAUGUAGGAGGAUCACUGGGUCUUUUUCAAUCCGUUAUUAUGGUUAAUCUGGUUGAGUAGAGCAGUGAAGCUGAAAACCAGAUCAGGGCAGAUUAACUAGGACAGCAUACAGUACCCUUGACCAGGGCAGGCAUAAUCUGAUAUGGACAGAUAUAUGUACACAGUCAUGUGGUAUUGGACAAGAUCAAGUAUAACCGCCAUAUUUUAUGUUAAGUAGCUACGUCAGGACUGAGGUCAGGCCAGGCCAAUGCGCUGUAAAGGCCGAGUUCAGGUAAAGCCGUGAGGUCAGUCUAGGUGAUCUGGCAUUAGUGGCGUGGAUUGGUUCAGUUGUAUCAGAGUAUUCUGGCCGACAAGACCACUUUUAUGCUACACUUGAACCAGCUAUGGCUGGACAUCUUAGGAUUUGACUUAAGUAGAUAAUCUUAUUGUGAAGACUUUGUUCACCAAGAGGACUUCAUACUUUGGUUUAGCUGACCUGUGGAGAUCAUUUUCUCCAGUUUUGAUACGUGACCAUGUGGUUAAUGGACGUUAAUGACAACUGUACUGGAGUGGCUAGUCUGGCCAACUGCUUGACCAACUUGGCGCUCCCAGACCAGGAUGUUUUAGUGUGUGGGGACUGCCAUGAAGAGUUCGCACUCAAUGACAUUUGCAAGUUUAUCCAACACAAAGUGAAACGAUGUAACAAAGAGAACAUAGACCCCUUCUCAGAACCCGGUCCGCCUGGGGGGGAGGAUGACGACAGACUGGACCAGUGCAUGUCCGUCAUAAGUACGGCACGGCGGACCAGUAUUUCCGCACCCAUAGCGCACAAAGGCUCAAUUUCUAGUGAUGGAAGAGAUCGGUCAUCGCCCCGGCCGUCCUUGCUUAGCCAAACGUCAAAGAUUGAAGAAGAGGAAGAAGACAAUGGUGAAUCAGGCCCCAGGGGGGAGAGGUCGCCCUCCCUGGCGUCUUUGCAGCAACCCUUGAGGCCCAAACAAGUGGAUGCCGAAUCAAACACAACACAUACAGAACCCAGCAACUUUGUUUGUGGAACAUGCACUACAAAGUUCACUUCGGCCUGGUUCCUUCUCCAACAUGUUCAGAAUGCACACGGCAUGAAGAUCUACCUAGAGAUUGAGCCGAGGUUGUCCUUUGAACCACCUCAGGCAGCAGCGGCAGCAGAAACUAAUGGCAAUAAAACUGAAACAGUAAAGAUGGAGAGGCCGAAGACAGAAGAAAUGGACGAGGAAGAGGAAGAAGAGGAAGGAGAGGAUGAUGAGGAGGAAAAAUCGGAAAAGUCUAAUCAACCACAAACGAGCAGACCAUCGUCUCACACUCCUAGGUCAAUAGGAGAGAUGAAUGGAACUCCCCCUAAUCCUUUCCUCCCAUUUAGAAGCCCGUUUUCAGAAGUGCAGCAGCGAUCUCCCUUUGGAAGCCUGCAUCCUGGCAAUUUUCACCGUCCACCUGGGCCGGAAAUGCGCCUGGAAAUGAUGGCAGAUCCGUUUAAUAAAAGGGGUUUAUAUCCCUGGCCGCCGGGCUUUGAUCCACAGGGGCCUUUUCCACCAAUGUUAGACCGCUCCCAUCUCCUCCAGCUUAGAGAGGCUAGUCUGCGCGGGGCAACUUUGUCUGAGCUUGACUACUACUCCCAGCAGCUACGACGACUUGCAGGCACAGAUUAUAGUCCUACACCUUCUCCAACGACAACAAGACGUCACAGCGCCAGCUCCGCAGCUCCUCCCUACUCUCCAGCUAAUCCACAGCCGUCAGCAUUCUCUCCCAGCUCUAGUCAACCUUCGGAACAACCCAAGGAUCCGCUGUCAGCACCAACAGCACAGCGACUCAAGUCCUGUGAAUUUUGUGGAAAAAGCUUUAGAUUCCAGAGUAAUUUGAUAGUCCACCGGCGAUCGCACACAGGAGAGAAACCUUUCAAGUGCCCCCUUUGCCCCCAUGCAUGCACGCAGGCAAGUAAGCUGAAACGCCACAUGAAGACCCAUAGGAACAAAUCGCCCAUGUCCUCUCAAGCAUCCAAUUUGUCUGCCGCAGGGUCAGAUAACAGUGGCCUCUCCACCGCUAGCCCGGACUCCAACCGGCUGUCUCAGAGAGGCGAGGAGUCGGAGCUGGAGGAUGAAGAGGAGGAGGAGUUUGAAGAGGAAUUUGAGGAGGAAGAAGAGGAAGAGGAAAUGGAGGGCAUGGAGUUUGCAGAAGGUGACCAACCCACAGAUCUUUCACAUUUUCACAAAGAGGCAGCAGCACACUUCAGCACUGAGCAGACUUUACAAGACAAGCAGACGGCGGAGGACCAGCCUAAGGACUUGACUGUGGAAAGACCCAGCGCGUUCUCUCAGAAGCUUAACACAAGGUCCCCCAGCAGCACUGCAUUCCCAGAAGAGAGCCAGAAUCCCAAUAAGGAGGAUGGCAGUUCACGUGGCAGCUCUCCCAACUCGGAUCCAGAGUCUCGCUCUGUAUUGAAGGAAGUGAUGAAGUCCUCUUUCUUAAAGAACAUUCAGCAAUAUGAUGAAGCCUUUAAACAAGCAUUAGCAGAAAGUACUCAACAAACAAUAGCCAUAUCAUCAUCAUCUGCCACAUCAGAGAGGAAGGAACAUGGAUCUGAGAACAUUGUUGAAAAUGGGGUAAAAGAGCCACCGGGGUCUCCGUGCAGCUCUGCGAGGAGCCCAGUGGUGAAAAGUGAGCGACGCUCUGAUACAGAGCCAUUACCAUCACCAUCUUACGAGGCUGGUGUCCCCGAGUUCAUAAAGAGAAAGAAACUGGAUCAGCAGCAACAGCAGCAGCUGAUGGAGCAGCAUCAUCGAAGGGUGGCCAACUUUGAAGGAUUCUACCCCUGGUUCUCUCCACAUGGUAUCCACCCCCGAGAUGUAUUUAUUGGCAAUCUCCCGCAUCCUCCUCCUCCUCAUCUUUCCCUUCAACACACAGUGAGACACUCGCAAGCCAAUGGAGUGCCUGGCAUCACCGCAGACAACAGCGCUUUUCGCAUCCACGAGAAAGGGGCGUCCUUAAUGGGCGGCUUGCCCCCAUCCUCUCAUCGCCCGCAGUCACUGCCCUCGCUGCCUGUCAACACGCCCCAGAAGAAAGAGCAUCGUCGCAAUGACACCUGUGAGUAUUGUGGGAAAAUAUUCAAGAAUUGUAGUAAUUUGACAGUCCAUCGCCGCAGUCACACAGGGGAGAAGCCGUACAAAUGCGCACUGUGUAAUUAUGCAUGUGCACAAUCUAGCAAGCUCACACGACACAUGAAAACGCAUGGGCGACUCGGCAAGGACGUCUACCGCUGCAAGUUCUGUAACAUGCCCUUUUCUGUGCCAAGUACGCUGGAGAAGCACAUGCGCCGUUGUGCAGAUAACCAACAGAAUCGGAUCCUGAGCGAAAACUCCCGUGACAGCAAUGCGAGCUCUGUGGUUGCUACCAGUAAUGCGCUCUGUUGAUGGUUGGGUUUUGAUUAAUUAAGUACACACAAGUUUACUGUUUUUUUCUUCAUGAAGCAUCACUGAGUGACAUAACCCAUGACUAAGAUUUGUAGGAACUACACUUCAGUUCUAAGUAUUGGACUCCAUUGUUUUUCUUCAAAGUAACUCAUUAUUAAGGGUAAAAUUUUACCAGGAGAAUAUAAAACUGAGACCUGUAUGAUGGUUUCUUUGUAGAUAGAUAAUGCUUAUUGCUAGGUCUGCUGGGCAAGGGAGAUCCACACAGUUCUUGGGAAUACUCUGUGUUUGUAAGAAAUACAUCAUAAGCUGGGAGAGCAGGUACAGACUAUUUUUCAAGGGCUGAUUGGUACUCCCUGGUCACAGAUAUGAUAAAUCAUUGUUAAGAGUGUCGGUGAUUUUGCUCGUGAUCCUUGUACUAUACGUUUUGUUGGGCGAUGACAAAUAUGAAGGAGCACCUGCAGAAUCACUGGCCUCUCUAGAUAUCAGUGCCAUGAUUAUUUUGUUGCUUUUUGGAUGGUUAAAUUAUAUUUUUAGCUUUGUUGAACACCUGUGUCAUUGUCUUGCACUUGCCAAAAUCUAUGUUAAUGAUGGUUGUAUAGCCAUGCAAUGGCUGUUGUUUUUUUUUUAAUGGUUGUUAUUGUGCUUACGGCUUUUUUGUAAAGUACUUUUAAUGUCUACUUUUGGGGGAAGGGUUUUAUCCGACCACUUAUUCAGAUGAUUAACCACAUGUACACUUACAAACAUGCACACACACACACACCCACAUAUAUAUAUUUGUGUAUGUUAAGUUUGAUUUUUACAGUCAUUUUAACCAAAUGUGUAUGCAUGCAGCCACCCCUGAAGGAUUAGAAGGUGAGCUUACUUUCAUGAAAAAUUAUUCUAAGCUGGGGACAUGAGAGUAGGUUCACCUAAAAUCUAUUUUUAACUUCUUGUAAGGUAUGCAUGAACUUUAUUUACAUAGUGUUAAGACUGUAUUAUACACAUAGUGUAAUGUCAUAAAGUUGCCAUGGUAACUACUCCAGUUGAGGUGGAUUUAUAUUAUAUAGGUUAUCAUGGCAAGAUGGAAGUUUUUAAUGAAUCUCAGUGAUGCUAAAUGAAGAAAUGGAUUCUAAUUGUAUUCAAGAACUUUUUAAGUAUGCUUGGAGGUUGGAAUUAUUGUCUCAAAUUCUAUUCUUAAUUCUUUUCUUUAUUUGUUAGUUUUAUUCUUUACUUUCUGAACUUGGAUACCGAAGCCAAAUUCUUUCAAGUCCAUCCUAUUAUAAUACUCAGAGUGAAGGACGGCUGGUCUCUACAAUUGGCAGACAACUUGGAUGUGAUUGGUUGUCGCCGUGGAAACUGGCAUGAAUAUUUAACCAACUUUUUCUAGAACAUUUAAUCCUUCAAACUUGCAGACCAUAUUGCCUUUUUGAAAAUCAUUAGGCAUGGUGAAGUAGCGUCAGCAAACUGGGAGGCAUGCACCAUUGAUUGGAGAUAGGAGACGGUUUAGAAAGAUCAUCCAUUUUUAUUUUGGAUUUUGCUGAUGCAGAAGGAGAAUUUUGUCUUUUGCAUCGUCAAUGGCUCGUGAUUUUUGGCCUAUUGCUCACCGUGUGCCUAUCAUUCUUGUAUUUCGUAACUGUUUGUGCUUUGAAUUAAAAAAGGACAGCAAUUGUUGGACAAUUCAGAUGACAAUGUUUUCUAUGGACAUUCUUGGGGAUGUUUAUACCGUGUACUUUUACUGCACUUAUUUUUUCCAACUGGAUUGGUUCAACCUCCACAUGUAUUAUUUUAAACAUGUAAACUUUUUUGUGCUAGGUAUAGUUUGAUGUUUCAUAAUUUAUAUGCUUAUUAUUAUUAUUUUUGGAGUAAUGAAAACUGGCUUGGAGUCAAGGGCAGUGGCAGAAUGUGAUAGCUGUAGCCCCCCUGCCCCCAACAUAUACCAGAUAUAAAGAGAGUUUUUGAUAUGGGGGGUUGGGAAAGAUGGUGAUAAUCGUUGAAGAUGAGAUAAUGAACUUAACAACCGGGAAAAGAGGGUUGGAUUUGGCAAUGUGCUAAGGGGCAGGGGAAGGCAGCAUUAGUCGUCCCUUUAACAUGGGUUGACUUAAAACUUUGGGAGAUGCACAACACCAGAUUGUUGAUAGAGGAUGCAAAAUGCAGAGAUAUAUUUUUUCAGAAAAAAAAUUUGAGAAAAAAUGUGUUGUGGUGUCCAAGCUGCCGAGCAGCACCCUGAUGUGGGCGGGUCUGUUGUAAACGACCCUGUUUUUCAUGGUGCUUUCCUGACAGCAGCACAGUGUUCUCUAGUUGACCUCUGACUGACGGGGUGCUGUGGCCAGGGUGCAGACUAAACAACCCGGUGUGUAUACUACUGUCCUAUAGCAGGAGGGAAAACUUUUCUUUACAUAUACCAGGGGGGAGAGCAUUUCUAUGUAUUAUACCUGCUAUUAUAGUACUAUUACCGUGUAUCGUGAAGCCAUACAUAUAUAGCUGAGAUAUUUUUGAAAAUUUCUUGAAUGCAUGAUUUUUUUUCCUCUUCCUUUUCUUUCUUGUUGAUGAAAGGGUGGUAUGUAUUCGUUCAGAGGCCUGAUGGGAUUAUUGUCAUCUCGUCUCUCGUGGAGCUAUCAAGCACCAGUGUGUUGGACUUUGUAAAAGUUAUGUAGGUAUAUGUGGUUUUAGCUAUAAGCCACCAUUCUUUGCAUUAGGGAAAAAUAAGAGAAACAGUUGGUUCAACUGCCAUAUAACGAUUUGAUCUCAACCUAUAGAGUGUAGAGUUGAUUAUAUGUUUCUUAGAGUAAAGUAGUAGUAGUGUUAUUGUCUGUCUCUAGUGAAACUUUUAUCGUCGUCUGUGUUUUGUAAAACAUAACAAUGGUGCACAAAUUUUUGAGAUUCCCUGUGAAUUAAAAAACUGGUUCAUUUCGGGGCCUGCAUGGCACGCCACAUGAAGGUUGUCAGCUGCAAACAGUGGACAGAAAUAGUGUAUUGGGCCCACGAAUGAGCAUAACUGUGAUGAUAUGGAGUCUGCAAGGGGUGGAUAUUUUAUCUAGAGAAUUCCUACAAGUGAAUAACGUGGAAUGUGGGGUUUUGUAAAAAAGUCAGAACAAUACUUGUGGACUUUCUGAUUUGUUUUCACAAUUAAUCCAGUCAUUAGAUGGCUGUGUUGUUUUUUUCCUUCUUAUUUUCUAGAGGGCAGAUGGCAUAUUUGAAUAAUUGAGAAAGCUAUUACUACCACAAAAUAGUAGCCAGCUAAACAUUAUUAUAUUUUUGUGUUGUUUUCACAUUGCUUAAAGAGAUGAAAAAGGUGAAGCACAGAUCAAAACUGCAUCCCGGCAGUCUAAAUUGUGGGGCUUUUUUUGCAUAAACAAAAAAGUAUGAAAUGUGCAAUGACUAUAUUUAUUGCAAGUACUGUAUGAAUUUUUUCUAUGACAGAAUGGUUUGCGAGCGCAGAAGGCUCCAUCAUACAGAUAAUCACAGGGACUCGCGAGUCCAUCGCCUCAACAUCUCAUGCCUGAUUUGAAAUGGGAGCUCUUAAAGACUGCACCCAUUCAUGUUGUUGAUCCAAGGGAUACUAGUAGGCUCAAGUUUUGGGGCGUGGAAUAGAAACUCACCAAGGCAGAAUUAUUCACACAUUUCUCACUACAGAUUCCAUGGCACAACACAUGGCGCAGAGAGAUGGCGUCAGAUUUCUGUGUAUCGGUGAUGGUGCUAUUGUUUUUUUAUUUUUUCUCUGGCAGAUGUACUGAGUUUCUGGGGGUGGUGGGGAUGAGGACCUCCGUAGUCACGAAAUGCACAUAAAACUGUGUUCAAAAACAUACAGGGGUGCUCAGCUCUUCACAUGGAGUUAUAUUUUGUGCCAUAAAUUUUCAAGUGGACUGAUCAUUUGGUGACGUCGGAUUUCCCCCCCCCCC